AUGGCCCCAAAGAAUGUGAAGGAGGAGAAGGUCGAGGAGAAGGCCGAGGCUGGCGCUGCGGCUAAGGCUAAGGCUGAGGCCAAAGCCAAGGCAGCGAAACCUGCCAAGAAGGAGAAGAAGGCGCCAGCGAAGAAGGCUGCGAAGGAGCCAUCUGCCGGUGGUGAGGGCGAGGGCGAUAAGAAAGCUAAGAAGAAGGCCAAGGUCGCAAAGAGCGAGACCUACAAGCUUUAUAUUUACAAGGUGUUGAAGCAAGUUCACCCUGAUACUGGCAUCAGCUCCAAGGCGAUGAGCAUCAUGAACAGCUUCAUCAACGACAUCUUCGAGAAGGUCGCCACCGAGGCAUCUAAGCUCAGUCGCUACAACAAGAAGCCCACUGUGACCUCGCGCGAAAUUCAGACGGCAGUGCGCCUAGUGCUUCCGGGCGAGCUGGCCAAGCAUGCGGUGUCCGAGGGCACCAAGGCCGUCACCAAGUUCACGUCGUCCUAA
Volvox carteri f. nagariensis is the source of this 486-nucleotide messenger RNA. RefSeq names its product histone H2B (gene hstH2B-14). The coding region runs from base 1 to 486 and encodes 161 amino acids. Lineage: Eukaryota; Viridiplantae; Chlorophyta; Chlorophyceae; Chlamydomonadales; Volvocaceae. The record is from RefSeq and is a predicted model, not a curated record. Gene Ontology annotation, molecular function: structural constituent of chromatin; DNA binding; protein heterodimerization activity. The transcript has a single exon. Gene Ontology annotation, biological process: nucleosome assembly. Gene Ontology annotation, cellular component: nucleosome.